GCUGCAAGAUGUCCGUGCGCGGCGGCCAGCGGCGGGCGCGGGCCGGGACCGGCCUGUCCUGGCUGCUGUGCUGCAGCGUCCUGCUGGGCCCCGCCGCGGGGUACGUGAUCGUGAGCUCCGUGUCCUGGGCCGUCACCGACGAGGUGGACGAGGAGCUGGACAGCGCCUCCACCGAGGAGGCGCUGCCCGCGCUGCUGGAGGACUCGGGCAGCAUCUGGCAGCGCAGCUUCCCGGCCUCGGCUCACAAGGACGGCGCGCACCUGCGGCCCCGGGCCGGCGCCGGCCGCGCCAGGCCGCCCCCAGCCCCGCCGGGCAUGUUCUCCUACCGGCGGGAGGGCGGCCCGGCGCCCGGCGGCCCCGCGGCCCGGAGGCUGAGCCCGGGGACCGCGCGCUUCCUGGCCCACGCCAACAGCUGGGGCUGCCUGGCCACCGUGUCCGCCCAGGAGAAGAUCCAAGGACUGCCGUUUGGAAACUGCCUGCCCAUCAGCGAUGGCCCCUUCAACAACAGCACAGGGGUUCCUUUCUUCUACGUGACCCUCAAGGACCCCGCUGUGGCCGAUCUGAUGAAGAACCCCACAGCCUCGCUGAUGCUUCCGGAAUCCGAAGGGGACUUCUGCAGAAAAAACACCGUCGACCCGGAGGACCCCCGAUGCGCCCGACUAACCCUCACUGGCCAGAUGGCUGUGGUGCCUCCGGAAGAGGUAGAAUUUGCCAAGCAAGCCGUGUUCUCAAGGCACCCAGUUAUGAGGAAGUGGCCUCGCCAGUAUGAAUGGUUCUUCAUGAAGAUGCGGAUAGAACACAUCUGGCUUCAGAAGUGGUUUGGAGGAAUAUCCGACAUCUCAAGGGAGGAGUAUUUCAAAGCAGUUCCAAGAAAGGCCUGAUGGAGUAAGGAAGAAAGUCCUCCAUGUUUGUUUUAAAAUGAAAACCCUUUAAGUGACGCUGCCGGGCAGCCACUGUCGGCUGUCUCCUUGUCAAAGGGGUCAUAGCAGCCCUAUCGUCCUCAUGGCGGAACUAGAGGGGGUGAACAGGGGGCCCUGGGCCGGGCUUGAGAUGGAAGUGGUCAUUUGCAAAUCCUCAGUUCACAUGGGGAGUUCACAUAUAAAGUCUGUGUUUGUGUUGUAUCCAGUCCAGACUCACCUAUUUGGGAGUCAUCACUGGUUGUCAAAAUAACAUGUUGAAAACUUGCUGUUCCAUUCUUUAGGAAAACAAAUUAUGCCUGUGAGUACAAUGUGAUUGUUUUGUAUUGUGAGAGUAUUUUUCUUACUUGUGCCAAAAGCAGUGUCUGGGUUCUCACCUCAUUGUGACCACAAAAGAACUAACUAUGCAUCAUGCAGCUAGAAUGCUGUGUUUAGGGAGAGGGUGGAGGGCAAUUUGUCUAUUGUUUACUCAUCGUGCUGCUGGAUUACAAAUAUAUUAAGUCACGUUCGCUGGAAUGUAUAGAUCACUUAGGAAGCUUUUUCCCACUGUCUCAUGAUGGAUAGCAUGAGAAAAUACAGAGUUUGUACACAGCCCUGCCCUGCGUAAGCCAUGGUGGUGCAUUAAAGAGGAAGGUGACUUCCACAUCAGGUUUCCUCGGUCCCCUGUGCUCAUGCUUCUGACAGAGGGUUCUCCUAUCUCAGGCAUGAGGAGUUGCAUCCAAAAUAAGAAGGAACUCAUUCUGACCUGUGCAGAGGAGACUUCCAGGAGAGGGCAGAGGGGAAAGCUGGGAAGGAAGCAGAGGCAACAAAUAAGACAAGGAAGGGGAGACAGCAGGUGCGACUGAGGGCUCACUCCAAGCCCGGCCCUUUACAGAAGUCAUCUCAUCAGAGCCUUACAUCCAAGGAGAUGUCAGCAUCAGUGCCACUUACAGACGAGGACACUGAGGCUCAGAGAGGGGAAGCCAACUUCCCAAGGGCUGACUUCACCACUCACUGCACAUAAUGGGGGAAGUGGGACCUAGAAGAGGUCCAGUUUUCAUAACAAGACAAAAGAGGUACUCAAAUGCACAGGUAGCCAUUGAACCAGGAGAAUCAGCAGAGUGAUUGUGAAAGAGAAUGAUUAACCUGCCUGGAGAUGAUUUGCCACUGCUUUUGACAAAAAAAAAAAAAGAAAAAAAAAUAGGUCUCUGUAAUUUGAUUCUUACGAGACUUAAUAUUUUCUACAAAUUAUAUGCAGGAUUUCUGCCAGUGUUUGCAAGAACCUGGAAGGCAGUUGUGUACACAUCUAAUGUCUAUGCAUGUCCGAGACCUCUUAUAAAUGAAGUCAGUAAGGGUCUAGCAGAACCCGAGUUUUCUUUCUAUAAUGGCCAUAAACCCUCUUUGUUGGGUUAGUUAUGUUGUAUAAUAUAAAAACACAUCACUAUACAUAAGAAAUAUACAUUCUUAAAAUAAAUAAACUAUUAUUAAGUUACAUUUUUGUUUAAAAUAUGACAAUGUGAAGAGAGUUUCGAGUUGUCAAAAUCCAUUUUCAAGUGCCUGUUGUAUACACAAACUAAAAUGCACUGAAUGCUUGACUUAUCAUGAGCCAAUUCUAUAAAAAGCUCCUAACAAUGGCAAUUUCUAAUACAUAAGAGUAGAUUACCAUUAAAGAUGUUUCAUAUUUUCAGAGUUUAAAAUUAUUGCUACCCCCAAUUUAGAGAUGGAGGGGGACUGGAGGAACAAACCACAUGUGCUCAAAAAUACACCCCAAGAAACCUCAAACCUCAAUUUGCUGAGUCCCGCCGCCUCCUAGUCCUGUCUUACAGGUAACAUCCCUGUGCUAGGCCUGCCUUCGUAAUCACACUCCACUUACCUCGUCAAAGCUCUCCCAGCAAGGGGCUUUGCAGUGUGGUUGUCAUUUAUAACUAUUGGCAAAUGUUAUCCGCUGUUCAUCCAAAUUAAAGGAAAUAAAAUCUGAACAGGUCAGAUGUGACAAGAAUAGUGAUGGAAAUGCAUAGGUUCAAGUCUGCUGGACCCCAUCCAGGCCUGUAAACUUCAGGAAAUCUCUAGAAAUUUACAUUGACUAACAUAUUAACGGCUGAACUAGAAGUUCUAGACACAAAAAAAAAAAUGACAAGAAAAGAAAAUGAAAAGCAAAUGUAUUGGAAAGGACAAAAGAAAAUUAUCCCUAUUUUCAGAUGACAUGGUUGCCUAUGUAGAAAAUCCCAAAGAAUGUAUUUUUAAAAAAAAAAACAACUUAUAGAACUAAUAUGUGUAAUAUGUGUGUAUAGCAAAGUCACAGGAUACAAGGUCAACACACAAAAUUCCAUUGCAUUUCUACAUACUCAAAAUGAAUAUGUGGAAACCAAAAUUUAAAACACAACACUACUUAAAAUCACUCCAAAGAAUAUGAAAUACUUAAGUAAAAACUUAACAAAACAUGUACAGGAUCUAUAUGCUGCAAAUUACAAAAUGCUAAUGAAAGAAAUCAAAGACCUAAGUAAAUGAAGAGACAUACUAUUUUAAUAGACUAGAAAACUCAACAUGGUAGAGUUGUCAAUUCUCUCCAAAUUGAUUUAUAGUUUCAAUGCAAUGUCCUAUUGAAACCCCAGCAAGAUUUUUGUAGACACAAGCCAAGCUUAUUCUGUAAGUUACAUGGAAAGUCACAGGCCAUAGAAUAGCUAAAACUAUCUUGAAAAAGAAGAAUCAAGUAGAAUAAAUCCCUCUACCAAAUAUUAAGUUUUAUUGUAUAGCUAAGUAAUCUAGACAGUGUGGUUUUGGCAGAGACAUAGACAUACAGAUCAACUGAACCGAAUAGAGAACCCAGAGAGAAACCCACGCAAAUAAACCACUGAUAGUUUACAAAAGAGCAAAAGUAAUCCAUUGGGGGAAGGAUUGUAUUUUCAAUAAAUGGUGCUGGAGCAGUGGAGGUCCACAGGCAAAUAAAAUGAACUUUGACUUGCAUCCCAUACCUUAACCAAAAAUUAACUCAAAAUGUAAAUCAAAACUGUUAGGAAAAAAAUAGGAGAAAAUCUUCAGGACCUAGAACUAAGCAAAGAGUUCUUAAAUUGACACCAAAAACACAAUCUAUAAAAGGAAGAUGUGAUAAAAAUAUGACUUCAUCAAAACCUAAAAGUUUUGCUCUACAAAAGACUCUAUUAAAAGGACUAAAAGACAAGCUACAGACUGGGAGAAAAUAUUGCAAACCACGUAUCUGACAAAGGAGUGGCAUCUAAAAUAUACAAAGACAUUUAAAUCUCAACAGUAAAAAACACACAAUUCAAUCAGAAAACAGAGAACAUGAACAGGUCUUUCACUGGAGAGAAUAUAAAAAUGGCAAAUAAGCACAUGAAAAAAUAUUUAACAUUAUUAGCCAUUAGGAAAAUGCAAACUAAAACCCCAGUAAGAUACCACUGUGCACCUACCCAAAUUGCUAAAAUAAAUAAUAGUGACAGCACCAAAUGCUGGCAAGGAUGCAGAGAAACUGGAUCACUCUUGCAUUGCCAGUGGGAAUGUAAAAUGGAAUAGCGGCUCUGGAAAACAAUUUGGCAGUUUCUUAUAAAACUUACCAUGUAACCACCAUGUGACCCAACAGUUGCACUCAUGGACAUUUAUCCCAGAGAAAGGAAAACUGAUUUUCACACAAAAACCUGUACAUGACUAUCCAUAGCAGCUUUAUUCAUAAUGGUCAAAAACUGACAAUAACCCAGAUGUCCUUUAAUGAGUGAAUAGUGAAACAAAUCUAGUGCCUCCAUGCUGUGGAAUAUUACUCGGCCAUAAAAAGGAACAAACGUGAGAAAAGCCAAUCCCCAAAGGGUAUAUUCUGUGUGAUUCCACUUAUGUAACAAUUUUGAAAUGGCAAAAUUAUAGGAACAGAGAACAGAUUAGGGGAUGCAAGGGAGGCUGGGAGGUGAGGUGAGGGAUGGGGUUGGGUGUGACUAUGAAAGGGCAACAGAAGGCACCUGUGGGGUGUUGGAAAUGCUCCGUGCUGAGCGCGGCAAUGUGGGUGUCCUGUAGCGAUAGUGCAGUGCAGUUCUGCAAAUGCUACCUUUGGGCAAGCUGGGUAAAGGGUACACAGGAUCUCUCUAUGUUUUCUUGCAUCUGCAUGUGAAUUUACAAUUAUCUAAGAAUAAAAAGCUUAAUUUUAAAAGUAAGGCUUUGUGUGAAGAAGGAAUAUGUGGUUUCUCUCUCGUUGGUCCCUACAAGAAUGAGGAGUGGUGCUAUGUGCCAAAACAUGGCAGAAAUGAGGAUGACAAUGUUAGUUUUCUUUUGUUAACCCUUAAUGCAUGCAUUUGUGGAAGAGAUAUAAGACUUUUUUUAAAGUUUUUUAAAUGUUUCCAAUUUAAUGUUGAAUACAAAUUAAGAAUUCACAAAUACACUGUAUAGAUUUCAUGAGGGCACUUAGGAGGGGAGGGCAUCUUUAAAUUCUAACAUAAAUAUGUUGAGUUAGCCUUAGAUGUGUAUAGGUAUCCAGGACUGUACAUAAUAAUUCACCACUGAUGUUGAUAGUAAAGAAUUAAAUUUCCAGUCAUCCUUCUCUAAGUAUUCUUGGAAAUAAUCCAUCUUUUGUUUCUGCAAAAAAGCUAAUUAAAUAUGUCCCAGUCCCUUGUUAUUAUUUACAGUAAUUACAUAUCCAUAAAGUUGACAUGUAGUGUAAUUCUGAUGUUGGUUGCUUUAGAAUGCCUUGUAAAUAUUGGCUUUUUAUAAAAGAGUUGUUUUCUUGGUUGAAAUGUAUUUCUACUAUUUUUUCCAGAAAAUCUGCAUUUUGCUUUUAAUAAUUUAACUUUCAAGUACCAUCCUGAAAAUAAAAUUUCUCUAGCAUAAUUUACUUAUGCUCAUUUGAGUGCUAUAAAAACAAAUUGUUUUAAAAUUUGAAUUGUGAGGAACUUACGGUUUGUCUAUGCGCUGUAAUGCAUGUGGAGUAUAAAGUCUGUUUUCAAUGCUAGAUAUGUAUGUUUAACCAAAGACUGUUUCGUUAUUGCUAUGAUUUCAAUUAAAUAAAAUUAUGAACUUUC
Choloepus didactylus (southern two-toed sloth) is the source of this 5911-nucleotide messenger RNA. It is a transcript of the gene CREG2, whose product is annotated as cellular repressor of E1A stimulated genes 2. The record is from RefSeq and is a predicted model, not a curated record. Lineage: Eukaryota; Metazoa; Chordata; Mammalia; Pilosa; Megalonychidae. The transcript has 4 exons. Bases 9 to 881 code for a protein of 290 amino acids.